CACACUGGGGAUGAGAUGAGAUGAGAUGAGAUGCACACUGCACUGAGCCCGUUUGAACACAGAUCUCCGCUCACCAUUGGUUAGACACGUGUCUGGGGCGUUUCACUGGGGCUGCCCGGUUGUGUCCGGGUAAGAUGGCGUUGGAGGAGCAGUGCUCGGCACCACUUCGAUGGCGGUCCAUAUCUCUGACACACGUAGAGUUCCCCGAGGAUGAUCUGACCGGGCGAAUGCUGGCCUACAUCAGUCUGCUACCCAUAGCAAUUAUUGUGGGUUUCGUAACGCUCAUAGUGUUUAAACGGGAGCUGCACACGAUUUCCUUCUUUGGUGGUGUCAUCCUGAACGAAGGGGUGAACUGGGUCCUGAAGCACAUUCUCAGAGAACCACGCCCCUGUGCAGGGUCCCACACAAACCUGCCCUCAGAAUAUGGGAUGCCCUCCAGUCAUUCCCAGCUUAUCUGGUUCUUUGUUGUUUACUUCUUUCUUUUCCUUUAUUUAAGAAUGCAUCAAACGAACAAUGCUCGGUGUGUGGACCUGCUGUGGAGACACAUACUGUCCAUCAUCCUGUUGGGCAUGGCCUUAUCAGUUUCAUACAGCAGAGUCUACCUGUUGUAUCACACCUGGAGCCAGGUUGUCUAUGGUGGAGUGGCCGGUACUACAAUUGGUAUAAUCUGGUUCUUUUUCACACAAGAGGUGCUGACACCGUUAUUCCCCAAAAUAGCAGCAUGGCCAAUAUCAGAGUACUUCCUGGUACGAGACACAAGCCUGAUCCCCAACAUCUUAUGGUUUGAGUAUACAGUGACCAGAUCAGAGGCAAGGAACAGACAACGUAAGCUUGGAACAAAACUACAGUGAUCUACACAGUUCUUUGAAACUGAGUUUAGGACCACACACACACACACACACACACACACACACGCACAUUCUAAUGUACACACACAAACAUAUGCUCAUUUGACAAACACACUGGAGAACCCCAUCUUUUCUGGACUUUUCUGGACAUGGUUGCAAGGAGCAAAGGGCAGAACCCGUUUACAGGUGGUGAAAGAGUGCCUGGACCUGGCCCGGAGCCUGCAGCCGGUGCAAGUCCCUCCACACGCCUCUCCUCCUUGUACAGCUUGCCCAAAAUGUUCUUUGAUGCAUGCAAGACUGUGCAAGAGGCAUACUAUUUAAUGAUAGAUUAAUAUAUAUAUUUUAACUAUAAACGCACGCUGACAGUAAUAGUGUACUGGAAGAGAUUCGAGGAGGCUUUGGUGAAGUUUCAAAAAAUUGGUGGGUGUCAUUACAGCAUGUAUUUAGUGAUUCCUUUUUUUUUUUUUUUUUUAAUUGAUGGAUAGUCGGUGGGACACGGGGCAGGGGUUUAUGGCAUGGUUGGGGGUAUGUAGACUUAACCAUUUUUCAUUGUUGAACCAUUUCUAAAAUUGGUUAUGAUGUAAUAUAAAUGAAAAUUUGCACUUUGAAAUUUACAAGUCGAAAGAAAACGACUAACACUAGUUACACGUUGAGACCCUCCUCCCCCUUUUCUCUCAUCAGUCUUUGCUUUGUGUCUAUGACUGUCAGUCCUAAUCUAUUAGACUCCAAUGCUGAUCUGCAAGCAAUGUAAAUUCGGUGUACCUUUUGUACUAUUGAGGUUGUGGUUUCUGUUCAUAUCCACUUUGAGGAUAAUGAGACUGACUCACAGCAGGUUUCAGUUGUUGCUGAUCACAACGUGGACUGAGGUGGUGUUUUCUUAAGGUCUCGCACACAGUAGCAGCCUGGGAACAGACUUCUGGGAAUCUGUUUUCCUUUUUAUAUUCCAUUUCUUAUCUUGUUUUCUGCUGUUGCAGAAAAGUUUCUUUUUAAUUGCUUUUCCAAGAUAACAUUCCAUAUCAUUUAGGGAGAGAACUUACAUAAUGACUGCUGAGGGGAUACGUUUUCUUUUUGAAGAAAGGACAAAAAAAAAAGCCUCAGGUCAGUCGUAGCAUGUGAUUAUAUGCUUAAUUCCAGCCAUGGCAGCUUAUGUUGAAAGCUGUCAAGUGGAGAUCUGAAGCUGAUUUAAAACUCAUUAUUAGCUCCACAAAGGGAAGUAGCUCUCUUGGAAUAUGUUUUUUUUCAUGUGUAACCUAUAUCAGGCUGAAUAAAAAUGUGUUUAUGU
Monopterus albus (swamp eel) is the source of this 2130-nucleotide messenger RNA. It is a transcript of the gene dolpp1, whose product is annotated as dolichyldiphosphatase 1. The record is from RefSeq and is a predicted model, not a curated record. Bases 135 to 851 code for a protein of 238 amino acids. Gene Ontology annotation, molecular function: dolichyldiphosphatase activity. The transcript has 8 exons. Gene Ontology annotation, biological process: lipid biosynthetic process; protein N-linked glycosylation. Gene Ontology annotation, cellular component: endoplasmic reticulum membrane; intracellular membrane-bounded organelle. Lineage: Eukaryota; Metazoa; Chordata; Actinopteri; Synbranchiformes; Synbranchidae.